Molecule: messenger RNA, 2660 nt
Organism: Magallana angulata
Lineage: Eukaryota; Metazoa; Mollusca; Bivalvia; Ostreida; Ostreidae
Product: hydroxyacid-oxoacid transhydrogenase, mitochondrial-like
Exons: 14
Coding region: 61-1461 (466 amino acids)
Cellular component (GO): mitochondrion
Molecular function (GO): metal ion binding; alcohol dehydrogenase (NAD+) activity
Source: RefSeq, a predicted model, not a curated record
AUCGAGCCCGAUCAAUAUUUUAAGUGGAACAACUUCAGAACUUGACUGAGGAAAUCGAGAAUGGCAGGGAAAAGUGCAUUGGGACAAAUAUUUAAAAGGUUUAGUAACUUAAGGUUGGCAGGAAAUAUACAGGGUGCCACCUUAGUACAGGGGAGAAAGCAAUAUGGAACAAACACAGACGAAAAGGAAUAUGCAUUUGAAAUGGCAUGUUCCAACAUAAGAUAUGGGGAAGGGGUUACACAAGAAAUUGGAAUGGACUGCAAGAACCUAGGAGGUAGAAAUAUUUGUGUGAUGACAGACAGUACUCUGGUUAAGUUGCCCCCAGUCCAGGUAGUCUGUGAUGCCCUGGAAAAGGCAGGACUGAAGUACAGUGUGUAUGAUAAAUGUAGAGUGGAACCCAGCGAUCAAAGUUUCAAAGCUGCCAUUGAUUUUGCCACUAAGGGUGAGUUUGAUGUCUUUGUGGCUGUUGGAGGGGGCUCAGUGAUGGACACCUGUAAAGCUGCCAAUCUUUACUCUUCCAACGCAAAGGCAGAGUUUUUGGACUACGUUAAUGCCCCCAUAGGAAAGGGACUGCCUGUUACACACAAACUCAAACCACUGAUUGCCGUAACAACUACAGCCGGAACAGGAAGUGAGACGACAGGAACAGCUGUGUUCGACUUAAAGCACAUGAAAGCCAAAACUGGUAUCUCAAAUCGGGAGAUUCGUCCCACACUGGGUAUUGUUGAUCCCCUUCAUCUCAGAAGUAUGCCAGAGAGGGUCGCUGCUUACAGUGGAAUCGAUGUCUUGUGCCAUGCCAUUGAAUCGUACACCGCACUGCCAUACUACGAUAGGGCCCCUCGACCCACCAAUCCAAACAUGCGCCCCGCCUACCAGGGCUAUAACCCAGUCAGUGAUAUCUGGUCCAGGCAUGCUCUGGAAAUCACCAACAAAUACAUCAGAAGGGCAGUCUAUGAUGCUAGUGAUGAUGAGGCAAGAUCUAUCAUGCACUUAGCCAGUUGUUAUGCAGGAAUAGGAUUCGGAAAUGCUGGAUGUCAUUUGUGCCAUGCUAUGUCGUACCCUAUCUCGGGUCUAGUCAGAGAAUUCAUGUCCAAGGGCUAUGAUGACGAUCAUCCUAUGGUUCCCCACGGCCUGUCCGUCAUCGUCACUGCCCCUGCGGUGUUUGAGUUCACAGCCUCUGCCUGUCCAGAGCGCCACUUACAAGCUGCCUCUUUUCUGGGGGUAGACAUAACAAACAAGAAGGUCGAGGACGCGGGUCCGAUUCUGGGGGAUCGCCUCCGACUGAUUAUGCAGGACCUGGAGGUUCCCGACGGUCUGACCAGCCUGGGAUAUACCAAGGACGACAUCCCCAACCUGGUCAAAGGCACCAUGCCACAGCACCGUUUGACCAAACUGUCCCCCAAAGCAAUAGAUGAGGAGGUUAUCACGGGAAUACUGGAGAAAUCUUUGAAAAACUACUAAGGAAUGGCCUUGUCCAUACUUGUGGACACUUCAAUAGGAUUGAGAUUGAAGAGAAGCAAUCCCCCAUAGAUGCAAUUCAUGCUCUAUUAUCAAAGAAACAAUCAAUUUUGGCAAUCUAUUUUGAAUGAAGUAAUUUGUAAUACGCGGUACAAUUCACAGUAUUAAUUGUUUUGUCAUUAUGUGUGAAACUUUUUUUUAGCUCUUUUGAUAACUAGUGCCCACUUUUUUUUAUAAAUGGCGCAAAUAAGAUUAUAAAUCAAAUGGCAAUUUUAUAUUUUUGCAAUUUCUGAUGAAUUGAUAGCUCAAUUAACUCUUUUGAAAUAUAAUACUGAUAGAUUGAGCAAACAUAUCAUUCUGAAGAAAAAUUAAGUAAUAUAGAGUAUUUAUUUUGGAAAAAUUGUCAAAAAAAGAAAACUAUUAGAUAUCAUUUUGAUUAGAUAUUAUGCAUGGUAUAUAAAGUGCUUCAAUUGUAUAGAAAGUUGCAUAUUCUGUUGAAUAUGUAUUAAUGCACAUUUAACAGAAUGCUAUGCAUUUGCCACGCUUAUUUUGUGGAUUAUAUCAUAUAUAAAGAAGAAAUAUCAAAAUACCAAUUAUAUCUAUUUGUUGAUUUACUUGUUUGAUUAGGUUGUAUUAUGCAUUUAUUAAUAUAUAUCUGUCUUGAACAAGAUAUGUUUACUUCUAUUUUAAUGUACAUACUGUAUAUCCACAAAUUUCUCCUUAUUUUCAGGGCCAUUUAAUAAUCACUACAAAAUAAACAUUCAUAAAUCAUAUUUUAUAACUGUGGCAAGUUAUUUUGUACCAUGUAAAACUGAAUAGCAUGUGAUCGUUCAUGAGUAAAUCUUGUUAAUAAAAAGGUUUUCCAUGUAUUUCAUGUUUGCAAAAUUUGCAGCACACAAAAAAAACAAACAAAUGGAUAUACAGUAUAGUUUUUGUUUUAUAGAUGUAUAUGUGUGUAGAGAAAAUUAAGAUACUAUUUGUUUCAUAUAUUGGAACAGUAUAUUGCUAUUCAUUUAGUCAAAAUGACUAAGAUUUAUCAUAGCUUUUAUCAAAAUGAAUCUAUCAAUUAUUGCUUUUUAAAUUUGUAGUGGUUAUCAUUUUUGUUUUUUAAAUGGCCCAGGGUAUAAUCAAUUAUAUGUGAUUCAUCUAGUCUGUAUUUUUAUACCAGUAAUUUGUACAAUAAAUCUAAGCAACUAACUAAU